ACUUUCGAGGGCUGUGCAUAGUUCUCCAUGGAUGUUCAUUCUUAAAAUAUAGUAAAUAAAAUGUCAACAUGAAAUUUAUUUACUUUGAUGUAAUAUAAAGAAUCUACAUGACGAAGAAAUACACGUCAUUUCCUAAUUUGCUUAGUAGUGCUGCUCAACUUUCGACGAAUAUCAGUUAAUAGAGGCAAAUAAUAAACUUCAAUUAAAAACAAUAUAAGAAAACAAAUAGGGAGAAAGGUAGCGUCAGCAAAAUACUUAAAACAAACACAAAUUGCAAACCUGUAUAUACUGCAGCAAUUACGCCGAGACCUAUUCUGUACAAUAAAUUAAAAGUAAUAUAAAUGGAUGAAGUUAAAGUGGAUAUCAGUGGAGAAAUGAAUGCUCCAAAAGAUCAACAAAGAUCUCAGUUUGAUUUUAGCAGUCUCACAAACUUCCAAAAGAUACCAAGCCCAUUGGAGAUUAUACAGCUAACACGUAAAUACAUACGACCAUGGUCUGAGUUUAUGAACACAGCUAAUUUCAAGACUGCAGCAAGUAUGCCACGUUUGACGAGUCGUUUUUUUCGCAACAUCACCUACUUCCAAAGCAAUUACAUUUUCAUAUUUGUAAUAUUGAUGAUAUACUGUCUCAUUACCUCACCACUGAUUUUGCUGGUUUUGGCGGUAGUGGCGUUCGUAAGUCAUAGAAUUAGGAAGGCUAAAACACCUGUUAAUAUUUUUGGACACCAAUUAUCAACCAAUCAUCAAAUAAUAGCUGUGAACAUUGCUUCCAUGCCGAUACUUUUAAUAGCAGGAGCGGGCGCGGCACUAUUCUGGACACUGGGAGCUUCUUGCUUUGUGAUCUCAUUACAUGCCAUAUUCUACAAUAUUGAUGCAAUCGUAACUGAAGAAAAUGAGGGAUUCCUAGCAGAAGUUGUAUAAACGAGCUCGAUACUUGACAACAUGUAAUUUAAAUAUACGAAAUGUAUCCACUACAUUAUUUAAAGAUUACAGCCAAUAUUUUAAUUAUAGAUAAUUUUUUAAUAUUGUUAUUUUAAAGGCAGAGUAUGAUGAUCAUAAAAAAUAACCAAGCUUCCUUUUAUAAA
This is a messenger RNA of Anastrepha obliqua, 1084 nucleotides long. RefSeq names its product prenylated Rab acceptor protein 1. The record is from RefSeq and is a predicted model, not a curated record. Gene Ontology annotation, cellular component: Golgi apparatus. The coding region runs from base 342 to 920 and encodes 192 amino acids. NCBI's taxonomy places the organism in Eukaryota, Metazoa, Arthropoda, Insecta, Diptera, Tephritidae. The transcript has 4 exons.